UUCGUUUUCUCUUUCUCUGGGCUGCAGUUGCUCAGCACACAGAAUGGCUUCUCGAUACUCACAGAAGCUGGAGGAGAAACUGGCCUGCUGCAUUUGUUUGGAGAUGUUUACCACACCUGUGACUGUGCCCUGUGGGCACAGUUUCUGUGAGAAGUGCAUCGAUAGCCAUUGGGACAAGGAGGAAGAAGGGCUUGCAGGCCUGCAGAACCUGUACACUUGCCCCGAAUGCCGGAAAUGCUUUGUUCAGAGGCCCGAACUCAGAAAGACAGUGAAACUGGACAGUGUGAUAGAGCUUCUAAAAUCAAAAGAAGCACAGACAGCAACAGCAGCAGCGGACGGGACGGCGGCUGCUCAGGGAAGGAAGUGCCCCAGCCAUGGUCGGCCCUUGGAGCUCUACUGUCAGACCGAGAAGCGGGGCAUCUGUUGUGUGUGCACUUUGAAGCAGUGCCAGGACCACCAGAAGGUCCUCUUUGAAGACGAGAGGAAAACGAAAGAAGAGUCUAUAAAAGAAACACUGGAGAACACUCAAAAGGAGGCAGAAAGAAUUGCAGAAGAAAUCCAGAAACUGGAACAGCAGAUAGACAGCAUUAAGGAUUCCUCAGAGAAGUUCAAAUCCGGGGUUUUGCAAAAGUUUGCCCAUCUCAUGGAAACCCUGAAGGAAUGCCAGUGGAAGGUGGUGGAGAGGAUUCAAAGUGAGCAGGCUGCUGCCCUUGGCCAAAUGGAAGAGAACUGGAAUCGGCUGCGGAACCAACUGGAUGCUGUUAGUCAACGCAACAAGAAGGCAGAAGGGCUGCUGGCCUAUGCUGAUGACAUGCAGUUUCUGGAGGAACUGUAUCUCCUUCCUCCUCCUGGCAACUUGGAAGCACCUCCAGCUGUUGAAUUCGACUUGGCCAGCCGUGUGGAUGCCAUCAAUCAGUUCUUCAAUGAGGCCUCCCAGUUUUUGCAAAAUGCUCUGUCAAAUUCCUUGAAUCCACAAGUGCCUGAUGCACCAAUCUCACCGGAGCCAAAGGUCAUUGUGAGGAGGGCUGGAUUGUGUCUUCCAAAGAAUGAGCUAAGAACACAACUUUUGAAGGGUCAUCAGAAUUUGACUUUUGAUCCAACUACAGCGAACAAAUAUCUGCAAUUUUCUUCUCAUGACCGGAAGGCUACCCACUCUCACGGUUUUCAUAGCACGAGAACAAAUGGCCCACAGAGGUUUGAGCCAUGGCAGGUCAUGUGCCUCCAGAACUUCAGCCAAGGCUGUAGCUACUGGGAAGUCAAGUUAUCUGGCCACUCGGCCAUAGUUGGUGUAGCUUACGAAAGGAUUACGAGGAAGAAACAGGAUAGCCAAAAGUUCACCAUCGGGCUGGAUAAGCUCUCCUGGGGCCUGCAUAUCCAAGAAGACUGCUAUGUGGCUUGGUACGACAGCAAGUCCACGAAGAUCAAAGAGCCCUUGUGCAAAUUCAUUGGCGUGCUGUUGGACUAUGACCAAGGAUGGCUGUCCUUUUAUGGCAUAGAUGACAAUAUGAAGCUUCUCCACUCUUUCAACACCAUCUUCACAGGACCCCUGAUCCCAAUUUUCUGGCUCUGUGAAGGCGUAUCUGUGACUCUUUGCCAAAAGCCGCAAGGCCAAGCCGUCAUAAUGGAUGAGGUGUCUCCUGAUUUGCAAGCAGCUCCUGCCACAGUAGAAAAAUCAUGAGAGGAGCAGAUCACUCUGAAACAAUGAAGUUCAAUCUGUUGAGUUCUGAAGAUAUGUGUCUGUGGAGGACUGAGAGUGUAUUUCUGUCUUUCAUUCCAGGGAUGCAGAACCUCAGGCCUGGGGGCCAAAUCCAGCCUUCUUGGGUUCCCCAUACAGCAGUGCCUCCUUUCCCUCGAAGCACAGAUUGUCUGGUGAUUUCCCAUCUUUUGUGAAUAUCACCCCCCCCUCCUAAGGUUUAAUUACUGGCAGUGAGAGCAGGAAGCUAAAAUAUGGUGGUAUUUUGGCCCUGUCCUUUGGCCUCAUCCUGUCCACUGCGUUGUGGUUCCCUAAGAGUUUCUCUAAAAUGGAAUUCUGCCCUCAGGCUGAAAGAAGUUCAACAUUCCUGGUUUAUACCCAUCUUCCCCAGUGAGAUGUGUGCCCCUGCCUUUCCCAAUGAGAGGCACAGCUAGUGUCCAAGAAGAUUAAUUCUUAAGAAAUGCUAAUUGCUACUGUGCUAACUGCAGCCAAUUUGGACCUCAAAUCUUUGCUACAGUAGUUCCUUAACUAAACUUUGUUCUCUUUGCUUCCCUGCUUCCUCUUCAUUUCUUGAUUCGUUUCUUAAUGGGACUUGAGUUUCUCAGAAAGUCAUUUUCUGCAAAAGGAUGUGCACCAGGAUCGGCAAAUUAAAUAACCAGGUACAGGACUUUGUCGAUCCUGGUGCACAUCCUUUUGCAGAAAAUGACUUUCUGAGAAUCUCAGGUCCCAUUAAGAAAUGAAUCAAGAAAUGAAGAGGAAGCAGGGGAGCAAAGAGAACAAAGUUAGUUAAGGAACUACUGUAGCGAAGACUUGAGGUCCAAAUUGGCUGCAGUUAGCACAGUAGUGGCCGAGAGCUGACCACAAGGCCAUGUUCAGGGUGGGUAAUGGGUCCAAACUCUCAGGGGUGGCUUUAUCCUAAAAGCCAUAUUUUAUACUUUUUGUAUACGGGAUGCCUGUAGUUCACCAUACCGGAAACUCUUUUGGGUUGUAGAUUCCAGAAAGGAACUAUUUUCCUUGCGUGUGUGUGUACAUUUGCUGGGAAAGAAAUUAAUUGUUAACUUUUCUGUGCAGGUGACACAUCUAAAGUAGGCAUUGUAAACUUUGUUCUUGUUUAUGUUGCCUUUUUUUCAUCAAAGGAUUUGAGGUGGAAAUUAAACUUGCCAAGUCAA
Molecule: messenger RNA, 2862 nt
Organism: Elgaria multicarinata webbii
Lineage: Eukaryota; Metazoa; Chordata; Lepidosauria; Squamata; Anguidae
Gene: TRIM65
Product: tripartite motif containing 65
Exons: 6
Coding region: 44-1678 (544 amino acids)
Molecular function (GO): zinc ion binding; protein binding
Source: RefSeq, a predicted model, not a curated record